Messenger RNA from Aedes aegypti (yellow fever mosquito), 1479 nucleotides. RefSeq lists its product as uncharacterized. Gene Ontology annotation, biological process: cilium assembly; cilium movement involved in cell motility; axoneme assembly. The transcript has 2 exons. The coding region runs from base 13 to 1392 and encodes 459 amino acids. Lineage: Eukaryota; Metazoa; Arthropoda; Insecta; Diptera; Culicidae. Gene Ontology annotation, cellular component: radial spoke; axoneme. The record is from RefSeq and is a predicted model, not a curated record.
UCAUCUGUUAACAUGGAGGGAAGCUUCGCAUCGUCUGAGAUCAAGAAUUCCUAUUUAGAAGGUGACAUCCUUCAAGCAAAAUCCCAACAAGAUGAAAAGCGGCUCAGCAUUGACAAUGCGCUGAUCAACGCCCGAAACGUUCUGCUGUCCCACGUGGGCGAGAAUGGCGAUAAUCUAUUCUCCCUGCUGAUGCGCCUUAUUUCGAGAAUCCUCGUGGAGAAGCCUGGCAAUGCAGUGGACCUCUUUGAAGAGUACUGCCGUUUGGUCAAGCAGGGCCAUUUCGUUCAUCCGGAUCUUAAGCUUCAAGACGUGAAAGGCGCAGAACACGAACGGAAGGUAGAAUAUGCCCGAUCAGUGCAGAGAAAAGUCCGAUCCCUGGAGCAUCUGCACUCGGCUCCGAUGUGGUCUCAGAUCGGGUUCACACUCCCGCCAUCUAUGGAUUACUUCGUUGACCGACAGAUGGAGUUGCUGAGGCAAGUAGAUGGGGCUAAGCACGUUAUGUUCUGGGGAGUGGUUCACACUUUGAGUGGAAGUUACUACGUUAUCGAGAUGGAACGGGACAGUUUUGAAGCGGUCCAGCUGGAGCUCCAGCUUAGUCAGGAGAAGACGGAAAUCGCACGGGAUGUAAUCGAGGGACUUCUGCGGGCUACGGUAUCGGAUGACACAAUCAUAUCGGAUUGGUGCGGGGCCGAAUCGAUGGUAAUGGAAAUGAUUGAUCAGAUUCUAGAGUUUGCUAUUCCUCCGGAUUCGGAUGAGCAGCUUGCAACGGCAGUUGCCGUCCCCGUACUGGACAGAAUCGUUGAGGAAGCAAUUGACGAGGCUCAAGAGCCGGAAGUGGAACUCAGCAUGAUGGGCAGCUUGGAUGUGAUUUCCUGCAAUGCCACGUUGGCGUCAUCGGAUUUGAGUUUGAACCAGCUCAAAUUCGCUUCCGCGAAAGCACUUCUCGAGGUGAAGAUGAAUGUUUUUCGCUAUUACGUGAGCAGUGACCCGGUCGAAGGCCAGUGGACUGAGCUUCCCACCGGGAUAACCCUCGAUAAGAUUAUUAACUCCUGCGAAAUAAAACGAUACUUCAAAGGCGAUUUGGAUGCGAAGUUGGCGGGAGGUUUUGUGGAACGCGACCACCUUCGGGCCGUUUUGGCUCGUAUUUCCAUGGACCGCCGGGCUUGUUGUCGUCCGUCAGAUGAAUCAACCCAAAGUCAACGGCUGAUUACUGAGCGGGACGUGGCGAUUUACUACAAGGCGACCGGAUUUCGUCGCGGGUGGCGCCAAAUGAAUAACGAGCAAAUUCCGAAAAGCGCCGGGUGGCGCAAAUCCGAUACCUGGCCCGGGUCGUAUGCUUAUGGGAAAGAGUUCUUCAUCUAUUCGGGAUGGGGUAUAGAAGGCGGUUGUUGAUUUAGAUGGUGAAUGAAACAAGAUGCAGAUGUAAUUCCAGGAAUGAAAUUAUUGAGUAGUAAUGAAUGAUUAAUCUGCUUCCCAUGA